Sphenostylis stenocarpa is the source of this 511-nucleotide messenger RNA. The record is from the annotation of a GenBank genome assembly. NCBI's taxonomy places the organism in Eukaryota, Viridiplantae, Streptophyta, Magnoliopsida, Fabales, Fabaceae.
AUGGAGCUAUUGUCAAAUGAGCUUUCACAUUCAGAUGAUCAUGGUGUGCUCCAUUUGCCACCUGCAUUGGAUAUAACAGAUAGAUCUGCGAAGCUACUUAAUACCCAUCCAACUAUGACAAAUCAUCAUCAAGGUCUUGGUCGUUCAAUUUUUUUGAAACAAUCACGACAUUAUUAUGGGCACCAAUAUUUUCGACGUAACUCUACCAAUCAUGCAAAUGCAUCGUCUUCACGUGGCAAGGAAAAUAGAGAGAAAGUGUUUUCAAGGCCAGAGAGAAUUCGAUCAAGCUCCUUAGGGAUGGAUGCAAUAUCAUCAAAUAAAGAAGAUAUGGAUUGUGGGAUAUGUGAGAAACUGCUAAGUCAAAAAAUUAACUUUUUUGGGAGUUCAAUUUCUUCUACUGAACUUUCAGUUGUGGCAGUUUUAGUAUGUGGUCACGUUUACCAUGCAAAUUGUUUGGAGCAAAAAACUAGAUUUGAAGAUCCACGUGAUCCACCAUGCCCUGUGUGCGCGA